Artibeus jamaicensis (Jamaican fruit-eating bat) is the source of this 3375-nucleotide messenger RNA. RefSeq names its product methionine adenosyltransferase 1A (gene MAT1A). The transcript is spliced from 9 exons. Gene Ontology annotation, cellular component: cytosol. The record is from RefSeq and is a predicted model, not a curated record. Gene Ontology annotation, molecular function: ATP binding; methionine adenosyltransferase activity. Bases 229 to 1419 code for a protein of 396 amino acids. NCBI's taxonomy places the organism in Eukaryota, Metazoa, Chordata, Mammalia, Chiroptera, Phyllostomidae. Gene Ontology annotation, biological process: S-adenosylmethionine biosynthetic process.
CAAGCUCUGACCAGUCGGAGGGAGCGGAGGAAGCCACACAUCCACGUUCAGCUCCUCCCUUCUCACCCAUCCUCACCUUACUCUCGAAUGCUCACAGGCAGUUAGGCAGAAGUGCUCCCUGUGGUCCUGCCAGAGAUAAGUCUGUUGGGUUUAAGAAAAAAAAAACGAGGCAAAGUAACGGCCUUAAAAUUGUUGCCUUGAAGAAGCUGGGUGGAGAACUGUGAAAAGAUGAAUGGGCCAGUGGAUGGCUUGUGUGACAAUUCUCUAAGUGAAGAAGGAGACUUCAUGUUCACAUCAGAAUCUGUGGGAGAGGGACACCCAGACAAGAUCUGUGAUCAGAUCAGUGAUGCAGUGCUAGAUGCCCACCUGAAGCAGGACCCCAAUGCCAAGGUGGCCUGUGAGACAGUGUGUAAGACAGGCAUGGUGCUGCUAUGCGGGGAGAUCACCUCCAUGGCCACAGUGGACUACCAGCGAGUGGUGAGAGAGACCAUCAAACGCAUUGGCUAUGAUGACUCUGCCAAGGGCUUUGACUUCAAGACCUGCAAUGUGCUGGUGGCUUUGGAGCAGCAGUCCCCAGAUAUUGCCCAGGGUGUUCAUCUAGAUAGAAACGAAGAGGACGUUGGGGCUGGAGACCAGGGUUUGAUGUUCGGCUAUGCCACCGAUGAGACAGAAGAGUGCAUGCCCCUCACCAUCAUCCUUGCUCACAAACUCAACUCCCGGAUGGCAGACCUGCGACGCUCUGGGGUGCUGCCCUGGCUGAGGCCCGACUCAAAGACUCAGGUGACAGUUCAGUACAUGCAGAAGAAUGGCGGAGUCAUCCCCGUGCGCAUCCACACCAUUGUCAUCUCCGUCCAGCACAACGAGGACAUAACGCUGGAGGACAUGCGCAAGGCCCUGAAGGAGCAAGUGAUCAGGGCUGUGGUGCCGGCCAAGUACCUGGAUGAAGACACCAUUUACCACCUGCAGCCCAGCGGGCGGUUUGUCAUUGGAGGUCCCCAGGGGGAUGCAGGCGUCACUGGCCGUAAGAUUAUCGUGGACACCUAUGGCGGCUGGGGGGCACAUGGUGGUGGGGCCUUCUCCGGGAAGGACUAUACCAAGGUGGACCGCUCUGCGGCUUACGCUGCCCGCUGGGUGGCCAAGUCCCUGGUGAAAGCAGGGCUCUGCCGGAGAGUCCUUGUGCAGGUGUCUUAUGCCAUCGGGGUGGCCGCGCCACUGUCCAUUUCCAUCUUCACCUACGGAAGCUCUCAGAAGACAGAGAGAGAGCUGCUAGAUGUGGUUAACAAGAACUUUGACCUUCGGCCUGGGGUCAUUGUCAGGGAUUUGGAUUUGAAGAAGCCCAUCUACCAGAAGACUGCAUGCUACGGCCAUUUUGGAAGAAGCGAGUUCCCAUGGGAGGUUCCCAAAAAGCUUGUGUUUUAGAGUGAGAAGCUGAACCUAGCCUUGCCCCGGGGGCAUCUGGGCAGCCAUAGUCCUCUGCUCCAGGAUCCCAUCACUCAGCUCUUCCAGACCAAAGGCUGCUGACUGUGGUCAAGAGAGUGCCCGCCCCACCACCCCCACCCCACUGCUCCCUCCUGGGCAAGGCCUAGACCCUCUGAUUUAGCCCUACCCUGCCAUCAUCAUGAAUGGCAGGAAGCAGGCAGCUUCCUGGUGCUGAAGGUCUGAUCUCUUCGUGAGGAUAGUCACGAUGUUCCCGUACCUCUCCCUAAGACAAGAUGACGUUAAUUUAAUAGAAAACCUACCAGGAAUAAAUUCCCUCUACUCCCCCACAGCCUGGACCCAGACCAUAUCCCCCACCCCCUGGCAUGUGCUGAGGUCAGUGCAUCUCACAGAUCUCCAGCCAGACCCUUGAGUCAGGGCCUUCACAAAGAGCCUCCCAGGCCAGGCUUCUGGUCAGCAUAAGAACAGGGGCUGCCAUGGCCCAAGCACCCACAACGAGCAAAGGUCUGAGCUAACCACUGAUGCCAUUUCUUCUUCACUGCAACAUAAGGUGUUGCCUUGGUUAUCCCUGUUUAUAAAUGGGGAAAUGAAGCACAGACUGUGUAGGUAACUUUCACAAGGCCCCACAGCCACAUGUGUCAGGGCCUAGACAUGAAUCCAGGAGCUUUGUCCCAGGAGUCUGGACCCCUCUCGACUGCCCAGUCUUGUUCUAGAAACAGGACUGAGCAAUGACAAAUCAGAUUGAAACGAGGCUGUGGCCUCUGUCCUAAAGACCUGAAGUUGCUGAGAAUUAGGGGAUUGACUCACUGGCUCUUGGUGAGCCCUGAGCAAUGAUCUGAAAAUUUAGGACAGAACAAAGGACUGUUUAUUUGCCUCAUUUAUAUCAGAAGACAGUUCAGGGCGAGCUGGCUGGGCUGGAGCUUGGAAUUAAGAAGCAACCACAUAAUCCCAGCCACUAACCACUUAGGCACAUGAAGGGCAGAACCUCAUGUGAGGGCUGGGGUCUGUGAUUCAAGUCUGGUCCAGUUCCAUCUGGGCCUCCUGGAGUAGGAGAAGCAGCUCGUUCUAGCAUAGGUGGCCAGCCUCUGAAACUAGGCUCGAACUUCGAGUCCUUCAAAUCUUUCUCUCUCUCUGGCCCUUUCAUAGCCCUGCAAUCUCAGUGCUGUUAGAGUAAGUGGGUGAGCUCCUCAGAUCAUCCUGCCAGAGAAGCCAGUCCCAAGACCAAGAUAUCUAAUGUUCAGUGGUGACCUAGGGGGCAGGGCUUGAAUCCUAGUGAUGGACAAGUUGACUGAGAUGUCAUGGGAGAUUCUGCCUUUUCCAGGUGGCUUCUGGGUCUACUUCUGAGGGACUUGAAGUGUCCUCAGUGCAAUUGGGUCUUGGAAGCUGUAUGUUCGCCUGCCUUUCCAUCCAUGGCCACAUACUCUCCCUGUCCUCAGCCUGGGAAGCAUCUCUACUUUCUUCCCAGCCCCCAAGACCACAGGCUCAGGUAGGGGCCCCCAUGAGCCCCAGGAGAGCCCCAGGGACUGGACUUCUUUCCAGGGCACAUGGUGCUGAUUCUGGCUGUGACAGGCAGCCCUAGAUGCCUCACCUGGAAGCAGACCACAUGUUUCUGGGCUCUAGGCCUGAAACACAGAGACCCUUGGCCAUCUCUUUCCAUCAGUAGCUCCAGAGAAGAAAAAGCCCAGAUUACCAUAAAAUGCUAGAGCUUGUAUAUGACACAGGAAGCUCUAGUCUUUCCAGUUACCCAGAAAGUCUCUAGUUCUUUUCAGGAGAGAGAGGCACAACUUUGAAGGUGGCUGAGCUCCUCUAACUCAGGUUAUAUUCAAAGUGAAAAUCCCCAUUCCCCUAAAGAAAUAAGAUCUUUUUUUCUGUCAACAUUGUUUAUAUAGAGCCUUUAUUGGUUCUUGCUAGGACUGUGAAUAAAGACCCACAGAGCAA